AUGACCCCUCUACCCAAGCUAUCCACCCUCCUAACCCUCAUACUCCCCAUAACCGCAAUCAAAAACCCAGUUCUCUCAGGCUGGAACCCCGAUCCCUCCAUACUCCACCUCAACGACGAAUACUACCUCACAACAUCCUCCUUCGAAUACUUCCCCGGCCUCCCAAUCUACAAAUCCACAGAUCUAACCAACUGGACCCUCCACUCCCACGCCCUAACAAGAUCAUCCCAAUUAGCCCUCUACGGAACCCCAACCGGCGGCGGAACCUGGGCCCCUACCCUCUCACACAUAAACAACACAUUCUACAUAACAACCAUGACCCGCUGGACCUACGACCCGAUUGCAAAAGUCUGGCCUCGAAUCACAUGGAUCUCAUCCCCGGAUCUAGAAUCCUGGAGUGACCCCAUCUGGGCCGAACCAUGGGGCAUCGACCCGUCUCUUUUCCAGGACCCUGUUUCCGGGGACGUCUAUCUGAAUCUCAUGGCGCCGGAUAGCAAGGAAACUGGGAUCUGGGGUAUUUAUCAAUGUCAAGUGGAUCUGCGGACUGGGAAAUGUAUAGAUGAGUACCGGUCUCUGUGGAACGGGACGAUGCCGCAUGAUGCCAGUGCUAGACCGGAGGGGCCGAAGAUGUUUUUGAGGGGGGAGUGGUAUUAUUUGCUUAUUGCUGAGGGCGGAACAGACGACCUCCACCGUGCAAGCAUCGCACGCUCACGAUCACCACGGGGUCCAUGGACCCCAAACCCCAAUAACCCGAUUCUAUUCAACGGUGCGUAUGGGUUCGAUAACCUUACCGUGCAGUCGACAGGUCAUGCUACCAUCUUCGACACCGCCAGCGGAGAUUCAUAUGCAGUGUAUAUCGCCCGGCGGAAAGUUAACGGGUCAUCACCAUUGGGGAGAGAGACAUUUCUCUCGCCCGUAACUUGGAAGGAUGGAUGGCCGAUCAUCAACGACGGUCGACCAGUUCUCUUGAGUGAAUCUUUCGGUGACAUUCCAGACCAGAGCACCCCGGAGACCUGGGUUGAUAGAUUCGAGGGAUCUACUCUUGAGAAUGGAUGGUAUCAGCUUUGUAUACUGUACACGGAGAAUUUUAUUCUCCGGGAAAAGGGGGGUAUACUAUUCAGGCCGAAUAUAUACUCUCUCAGUGACAGAGAUAUUCCGGCGGCUAUUCUGCGGAAGAAUAGUACUAGAAUAUAUAUUUAUACCCAGCUUGUAAGAAAUAGAACAGUUAAAAUAUAA
This is a messenger RNA of Aspergillus pseudotamarii, 1236 nucleotides long. Its product is annotated as beta-xylosidase. Gene Ontology annotation, biological process: carbohydrate metabolic process. Gene Ontology annotation, molecular function: hydrolase activity, hydrolyzing O-glycosyl compounds. NCBI's taxonomy places the organism in Eukaryota, Fungi, Ascomycota, Eurotiomycetes, Eurotiales, Aspergillaceae. The transcript has 4 exons. Bases 1 to 1236 code for a protein of 411 amino acids. The record is from RefSeq and is a predicted model, not a curated record.